Malus domestica (apple) is the source of this 1633-nucleotide messenger RNA. Its product is annotated as protein LYK2. The record is from RefSeq and is a predicted model, not a curated record. Gene Ontology annotation, biological process: protein phosphorylation. Gene Ontology annotation, molecular function: ATP binding; protein kinase activity. Lineage: Eukaryota; Viridiplantae; Streptophyta; Magnoliopsida; Rosales; Rosaceae.
AACAAUCAAGACUUGAUUUCAUAUCCGGUGAGUGAAGGCGAAACAAUUUUUGAAUUGGCUGUUAAGUUCAAUACAACACAAGAAGCUAUCGUAUCUGCAAAUAACAGAUCAUUCGAAAGCUUUAGACCCGAAAGUUUGACACCUAUUACAUCUCUUCUGAUUCCGCUUGAAAGAAAACCUAUACUCGGUCCCCUAGCAAAACCCCGGGAAACCAAUUUGCGCUUUCCGGCAACUAGCAUCCCAGCAAUUAGUCCACACAAUAAGAAGGCGAAGAUGGACCAGAUCGGGUUGUAUGUCGUGCUUAGCGGAGUCACUGUUGGAGCCAUCAUUGCGAUCGCGGCAGCAUUCUUGCUACUUAAGAUGAAGAAAAAGAAAACGACUUCACCAAAAGGAUGUGAUGUGGAGCUGCAACAGCUCAGCCUAAGUGUGAGGACAACAAGCGACAAGAAAGUCUCGUUUGAAGGAUCUCAAGAUACUUUUGUCAGUCAAAUCGUCGAGACCACCACACCACGAAAGGCGCUGGUGGAGAUGUAUACAAUUGAGGAGCUGACGAGAGCAACCGAGGACUUCAGUUCGAGCAACCAUAUCGAGGGAUCUGUGUACCACGGCCGCCUAAGCGGGAAGAACUUGGCAGUAAAGCGCACGCAGCCGGACAGCAUUCCGAAGAUAGAGUUUGGCCUUUUUCAUGACGCAAUUCACCAUCACCCCAACGUAAUGAGGCUGUUGGGAACUUGCUUGAGGCCGGAGGGGGAAGAAUCGUUUCUGGUUUUCGAGUACGCGAAGAAUGGAUCUUUGAAGGACUGGCUCCACGGCGGAUUGGCAAUCAAAAACCAGUUCAUUGCGUCAUGCUAUUGUUUCUUAACGUGGAGCCAAAGGCUGAGGAUAUGUCUUGAUGUGGCCAUGGCAUUGCAGUACAUGCACCACAUUAUGAACCCCCCUUAUGUCCAUCGAAAUGUCAAGAGCCGAAACAUUUUCCUAGAUGAAGAAUUCAAUGCGAAGAUUGGGAAUUUCGGCAUGGCAAAGUGCGCUGAAAAUGAAGCCGAGGAUCAGAGCUUCGAGUACAUGGCACCCGAAUAUCUUCAACAGGGUGUGAUUUCUCCGAGCAUUGACAUAUUUGCAUACGGUGUGGUGUUGCUAGAGGUCUUGUGUGGACAAACGCCAAUAAGCAGGCCGGGCGCUAAGGGAGAAGGAAACUUUUACCUGUCGGAGAAGAUCAAAUCCGUGUUGAAGUCAGACAAUGCAGAGGAGCUAAGAGAGUGGAUGGACAGCGCGUUGGGGGAUAACUAUUCGUUCGAUGCAGCUGUCACAUUGGCGAAUCUUGCAAGGGCCUGCGUCGACGAAGACCCUAGUUUGAGGCCUAGUGCUGUGGAAGUUGUCGAGAAGUUGUCACGAUUGCUGGAGGAGUCGAAAAGCGUGGAGGGAGAGAAUAUUUUUAUCAGUGAGAGCUCUUGUAAGCCGCUGGUGAAGGCAGCAGCAGGGGCGAACAAUAAGUGAAUAAAGCAUUGGAGGAUGCAAACAGAAGACAUGUUCUUCUGGGCGCUGUUACAAAUGUUUCUACUUUUGUCUUAGGUUCUUGGCAUAGGGUUCUUCUGCCUGUAUAUAUAUGUAAUAUCUUCGUUUCCUCAAAAUUCAA